GUGGGAGACAAUUUCAGUUGGCGAUAUGCAUUCUGGGGAGAGGCAUUUUGUAUGCUUCCAUUUGCUGUCUUGGCUUUUGCGAUGAAUCCAUUGCAGUUGAAAGGUUUUGCUCCUGUUGAAUCAAGAAAGUUUUUGGAACCUAAUGAAACAACUAGUCCUUUAAUUGAAGGUUCAGAUGACUCAAACAUAAAGAGUUGCGUGAUAGUUUCCUCUGAUAAAGCUUCUAGGUCAAGCCCUGCAUCCAAAUCUUUGAACCAACUCUCAAGAUUCUCAAAAGAUAUGAAAGAACUUUUGCGUGAUAAAGUUUAUGUUGUUAAUAUUUUAGGUUAUGUGUCAUACAACUUUGUCAUUGGAGCCUACUCAUACUGGGGGCCAAAGGCUGGUUAUAGCAUUUAUCGUAUGAGUAAUCCAGAUUUGUUGUUUGGUGGUAUUACAAUUGUUUGUGGAAUUCUGGGGACGUUAGCUGGAGGGCUCAUCCUUGAUUCAGUGAAUGCCACAAUUAAUAAUGCUUUUAAGCUUCUCUCUGGAGCAACAAUUCUAGGUGCAAUCUUUUGCUUCAGUGCCUUCUGUGUAAGGAGCUUGUAUUUUUUUGUAGUUCUUUUCUCAAUGGGGGAGCUACUUGUGUUUGCCACACAGGCUCCGGUUAAUUAUGUGUCUCUGCGAUGCGUGAAACCAAGUCUUAGGCCAUUGUCUAUGGCUGUCUCAACUGUUUCAAUCCACAUCUUUGGUGAUGUUCCUUCCUCACCUCUUGCUGGAAUCCUCCAGGACCAUGUUAACAAUUGGAGGGUAACAACUCUUGUUGUGACGUCUGUUCUGUUUUUUGCAUCAGGAAUAUGGUUCAUAGGGAUCUUCAUUAGCAAUUCAGACAAGUUUAAUGAAGAUGGUAAGGAAGAAGUCUCCACAGUUGAUAGAGCCACAAAAAAGCCAUUGUUUGAAGAGAACACAAUUGAGGGAGCCCAAGACUCUGGUGAAGCAUAAGUUUACUUUAGUGUAUUCAAGUUGCUUUUGCUUCUCGAAGGUAAUGCCAAUUUGAUCCCUUUUUUUUUUGCAUGUUUUUUUUACCAUGUAAGGUGGUAAAAUGUGUAAUUAGUGUUCCAAGUUUUCCACGAAAUUUUUUUUGGUUGGUAAAUUGUAGAGCUGGACAGUAAUUUGAUCAGUUGAGCAAUUAACCUCCUGUCCCAAUUCACUAUGACUUUUAUAGCCCCAAUGUCUGGAGGAUGGUAUGAUGACAGAACCUCUACAAACCAAACAGCAAGAAAAAAACCAAAAUUUGUCUCUAGAACUUUCAAGGUGGGAGUUGUAAUACUGUUUCUGUCGUUUUGCCGUUUCCACAUUGAGCCCUCUCUGUCAAAUUGUCUGCCUGAAGUUAUUAUGUUACUCUUCUAAAUCAAAUUGCUGUCCACAGUUAGAUUUGUUGGAUCGCUAGUGAGUUGUGAGAAAAAGAAAUGUACAGUGAAACUAAACAAGCAGGAGCAUUACAGAGAUUCAAAUUCAGGAUAUAUAUGUGUAUGUUGUUUGAGAUGCACAUUCCACUGUACAGUGUUCAACAAUGAUGUAAAUAUUUGCUGUUUUCUAGCAUUUCAAUAGAAAAACAGAAGCAUUGAUGUUUAUGAAAGAUUGUUUUUCUUUCCUACAUUCAUCCUGUAACAAACAAGUGAGAUGAACAAAUUCCUAGGGCAUCAUUUGUAUGUAGCAGACUAAGACUGCCUUGUAAUCUUGUUCUAUACAUUUCAAAUCCCAUCUACCACAUCUUCUGUGGGUCUCUGUA
This is a messenger RNA of Prunus avium (sweet cherry), 1768 nucleotides long. NCBI's taxonomy places the organism in Eukaryota, Viridiplantae, Streptophyta, Magnoliopsida, Rosales, Rosaceae. The record is from RefSeq and is a predicted model, not a curated record.